AUGCAUGCCCAUGAAUUCUGGCUUGCGUACCAAAGCUCGGGCCUCUCCUGCUUGCCAGCCACGCAGGCCACAAGCUUACAAACAGUGGCAGACCUAAAGAUCGAAAUUCAGAACAAGGAGCAGAUACCAUUGCAAGAGCAGCUUUUGGUGUUCAAUGCGCAGCCCUUGAGAAACACUGCAAGACUUUGCGACUAUGGAAUCGGUCAUGAUUCCUCCCUGAACCUUGUUCGUGUCAUGCCCUUGGAGUUGAAGAUUAUGACGGCUCGUGCCAAGUGGAACAUCCGGUUGCAGCCGCAGGAUACUGUGGCGGAAAUCAAAACGUUCGUGAACGAGAAGAUGUCGAUUCCAGUGGAGCAAAUGCUCUUUAUUUGCAGAGGUAAGCCAUUGGAGGAUGGUCCCACGUUGCAAGAGAUGGGCGUUCAGUCUGGUGACCAGGUGGCGUUGAUUCUGCGUCUCAAGGGAUGCGGCCAAUUCAUCGUGGAGACGGACGAAGGAGAUUCCUUCCGUGUGGAUGGCGCCUGUGCCGAUCGGACGGUGGCGGAUGUGAAGACGGCCAUCCGCGACCGCACGGGACCGCACGACCGGCAGUGA
Messenger RNA from Durusdinium trenchii, 591 nucleotides. NCBI's taxonomy places the organism in Eukaryota, Dinophyceae, Suessiales, Symbiodiniaceae. The record is from the annotation of a GenBank genome assembly.